UUUUUUGUCGAACUCCAUCAUGGUCUAUUCACGCUUCAACGAAAAGGAAACGAGUCCCAACCCUUACAUCAACUUCAUCACUUCUCUUCCUGCUGAAGAUAACGAAGAUGCAAGACAAUUUCUACGCGCUCUCGCGGCUCAGGUUCGCCCCAUUAUGAAAGCACAUGGAUUGACUGUCAAUAGCUUGGAGGAAUACGAGUAUAACGCGGUAUUUGCUGGGAGGAAUUGGGAAAGCGGGGAGACUAUUGAGUUAGUAUUAAGAAGACCUGGAGGCUCAUUUCUUCCAUCUUCUUGGCUUAUGAGCACUCUCUGUCAUGAACUGGCACAUAAUAAGCACAUGAAUCACGGGCCUGCAUUUCAGGCAUUAUGGCAAGAACUGAGGAAUGAAGUCCGACAGCUGCAGAAUAAAGGUUACUAUGGCGAUGGCUACUGGUCAGCCGGAACGCGACUAGCAGACUCUGCUGUUGUGUCCGGACAAGGAUUGGAUGUCGGUGAUCUUCCGCAGUACAUUUGCGGCGGAGCACAAAGCAGGAGUCGGCCAUCUAAUCUGCGUCAACGAAGAGGAUCUCGUCCCCGAGAAAUAAUGGCAUCGAGCAAGACCGGUAGACGAACAGCUAAAAAACGUAAAGCCGGAUCCCGAGUGACGUCAAAAUAUGCCUUUCAAGGUGAAGGUACCUCUCUAAGCGCCGGCGAAGCAGGCAAGGGAUUCGGCAAACAAGCUAGCAGUAAACGAGCACGGGAGGAACGAGCUUUUGCUGCUCAAAAAAGGUUGCAGUCGGCGUCAGCUUUAAGCUCUUCUGCCACACAUCUCACAUCCCCAACCGCAUCUACACCUUAUGCUAGCGAUGAAGAAUUCUUUGAAGAUGUCGAAAUAAUUACUGAAACAGAUGCCGACAGAAAGCAAACUCUACUCGCCACUGAAAAGGACGAAGAUCUCAAAAAUCUUCAGAGCGGAACGUCGUGGAAAGAUUUCGAGAACGAUUUUAUAUUUACUGGGCGAGGUCAAACGAACGCGGUGGUUAUCUCAUCAGACGAGGAAAGUGAUCCCUUCAAUGCCACAAUGAAAGGGAAACGGAAAGCCGAUGCAUUUGAACCACUCAAAGAACCAUCUUCCAAGAUUCCCAAAAAUAACAAUUCAAAAUCGGGUUUACGUCUGGGCAAUUUAGUAAAAACAGAGGUUGCUUUCCGAAAGAAAGAAGCAUUAGGAAUGACUCCAGUACAGGGAGAGGGACGUACUAUAGGUGGUAGUGAGUCCGGGAAUCAGAAACAAAACAGCGCAAACUCCUCUUGGCCUUGCCUUGUCUGUACUCUUGAAAAUCAACCUCUACAUCUGGCGUGCGCGGCAUGCGGGACUGAGAAGGGACACAAUUCACCGAACAGCUGAUUUUGGGUAUUGACA
Molecule: messenger RNA, 1399 nt
Organism: Lentinula edodes (shiitake mushroom)
Lineage: Eukaryota; Fungi; Basidiomycota; Agaricomycetes; Agaricales; Omphalotaceae
Product: WLM domain-containing protein
Exons: 10
Coding region: 20-1384 (454 amino acids)
Source: RefSeq, a predicted model, not a curated record